CCUAAAUCCAAAGAAAGUAGCCCACUACCACCACACUCUUCUCCUCGGCCCUGGUUGGUAGUUACCAGUUAGUCCGGCUAAUAUCACCGACCUCAUUUCACCUCCGCCGUAGCGAAAACAUGUUGCGUAAUUUCCGGCUGCUUUGAGUAUGCUUUCUAUGUUCUAUCAGCCUCCAUGCCCCUCUGAUUUUCAUCAUUUCGUUUAAAACCUCAUAUAAGUUAUUUAUUGCUAUCGAAACCCUAACAUAACUCGUCAUCAAGUCUAUACUCUCUUUUAGUGUUCUUUAAACUUGCUGCAAGGUAGUGAUUACAAUUAUAGCGAUAGUGCGAUACACCUAUACCUUGGCGUUUGAAAACUUGAUGUAAGAAUCGGAAUGGGAGCUCUGAAGAACAGGCUUUGUAGAAGCAACUGAGUGCAAGGAUGAAGACACUUCUUACAGGCCGAGGGAAAUUAUGGAACUCUAGUUCAAAAUGCCCUGAUGUUUUUAUUCUAUGUGAGAGGUUUCUAUCUUCAUAUAUAGGGAUUUCAAAUCUGCAACAAAGAGCUCUUUCUUCUACAAGUGGCAUUAAUGAAGAACACAUUGAAAAAUUCAAUGGAAAAAGACAAGAAGUGGAUAAUGUGUGCCAAAUCUUGGAAAGUGGUCCAUGGGGAACAUCUUUAGAGAAAGCUUUAUCCACAUACAAUGGAAGCACACAAAGUGAUUUGGUCAUUUCUGUUUUAAGGAAACUAAAAGAUGUCAAUCUUGCACUAAACUAUUUUCAAUGGGCAGAAAAGAAAAGCAAUCAACCCCAUUGUCCUGAAGCAUACAAUUCCCUUCUCAUGGUUAUGGCAAAAAGCAACAACUUUGAUCAAAUCGAACAAGUAUUUCAAGAAAUGAGUUUUGCUGGUUUUGGCCCUUCUAAUACCACAUCUGUUGAACUAAUCCUAAGCUGUGUCAAAAUCCAUAAACUAAAACAAGCUUUCGAUUUAAUCCAACUCAUGAGAAGAUUCAAAUUUCGCCCUGCUUUUUCAGCAUACACAACUCUCAUAGGAGCUCUUUCAACCAUUCAUGAACCUGAUCUCAUUCUCACUCUCUUUCACCAAAUGCAAGAGUUAGGCUAUGAAGUACACGUGCAUCUAUUCACAACUGUGAUACGUGUAUUUGCAAGAGAAAGUAGACUUGAUGCUGCUCUUUCUCUUUUAGAUGAAAUGAGAAGCAAAUAUGUUGAUGGAGAUAUUGUUCUGUAUAAUGUCUGUAUAGAUUGUUUUGGUAAAGCUGGGAAAGUGGACAUGGCUUGGAAGUUUUUUCAUGAAAUGAAAGCUCAUGGAAUCAUGCCUGAUGAUGUGUCAUACACUAGCAUGAUAGGUGUCCUAUGCAAAGCUAAUAAGCUCAAUGAAGCUAUUGAGUUAUUCGAUGAAUUGGAGCAUAAAAAAAGAGUCCCAUGUGCAUAUGCUUAUAACACCAUGAUCAUGGGUUAUGGAAUGGCUGGAAAGUUUGAUGAAGCAUUUAAGUUACUCGAGAAGCAAAGACUCAAAGGCUCAAUCCCAAGUGUUGUUGCAUACAAUUGUAUCCUCACAUGUCUUGGAAAAAAAGGGAAAGUAAAUGAGGCUUUGAAGCUAUUUGAUGAAAUGAAAAAAGAUGCAUCACCUAAUUUGUCAACAUACAAUAUCCUCAUAGACACACUUUGUAGAUCUCAGAAUCUUGAAAAGGCUUUGGAAAUUCAAGAAUCCAUGAAAGAAUCCGGAUUGUAUCCGAAUAUAUUAACUCUCAACAUAAUGAUCGAUCGACUCUGUAAGUCUCAAAAACUAGAUGAAGCAUGUUUAAUCUUUGAAAAAAUGGAUCAUAAAGUUUGUCCUCCAAAUGGUUACACUUAUUGCUCUCUUAUAGAAGGAUUAGGGAAAAUGAAUAGAGUUGAUGAUGCUUACAAACUAUAUGAACAAAUGUUGGAUGCUAAUGUGACUCCAAAUGCAGUAGUCUACACUUCUUUAAUAAGAAACUUUUUUAAAGUAGGAAGAAAGGAAGAUGGUCAUAAGAUUUACAAAGAAAUGAUUCGAAAAGGGAUAAUUCCGGAUUUAACCCUGUUGAACACUUACAUGGAUUGCACUUUUAAAGCUGGUGAAACACAAAAAGGUCGAGCUUUAUUUGAAGAAAUUAAGGUUCACAACAUGUCCCCAGAUGCUCGAAGCUAUUCCAUAUUACUUCACGGAUUAAUAAAAUCAGGAUUUUCAAAAGAAACAAAUUCAAUACUCCAUAACAUGAAGAAACAAGGAUGUGUUUUAGAUACACCUACUUACAACACAUUUAUCAAUGGAUUUUGUAAAUCAGGUCAAGUCAACAAAGCGUAUAACCUUCUAGAAGAAAUGAAGUCAAAAGGUCAUCCACCAAAUGUUGUUACAUACGGAUCCGUGAUCGAUGGGCUUGCAAAAAUAAACAAAUUAGAUGAAGCUUAUAUGUUAUUCGAAGAAGCUAAAUCAAAAGGAGUUGAAUUAAACGUAAUAAUUUAUAGUUCUCUUGUUGAUGGAUUUGGAAAAGUAGGUAGAAUCGAUGAAGCGUAUUUAAUCAUGGAGGAAUUAAUGCAAAAAGGGUUGACACCAAAUAUCUACACAUGGAAUUGUUUGCUUGAUGCGUUAGUGAAAGCGGAAGAAAUCGAUGAAGCACUUGUGUGCUUUAACUCAAUGAAGGAUUUAAAAUGUACACCAAAUGGAAUCACUUAUGGAAUUAUCAUAAACGGAUUAUGUAAAAUUAGAAAAUUCAAUAAAGCAUUUGUGUUUUGGCAAGAGAUGCAAAAACAAGGGGUGCAACCGAAUGUUGUGACUUAUACCACAAUGAUUAGUGGGCUUGCGAGAAGUGGGAAUGUGAUUGAGGCAAAUCGGUUGUUUGAUAGGUUUAAGAAAGGAGGUGGAAUCCCGGAUUCGGGUUGUUAUAAUACUAUGAUUGAAGGGUUGAGUGUAUCGAAUAGGGCUAUGGAUGCUUAUUUGUUGUUUGAGGAUUGUAGAAUGAAAGGGUGUAAUGUGUAUUUGAAUACGUGUGUUGUGCUUAUGGAUUCGUUGCAUAAAGCUGAAUGUCUUGAACAGGCUGCGAUUGUUGGUGCUGUGUUGAAGGAAACAGCAAAGGCUCAUCAUGCUUCCAAGUCUAUGUAGCAAACAAUUAAAAUAAUUUUUUCGGUUAAAUGUUUGAGUUGAGUAUUUAUAAAUUCCAAUUAUUUAA
Lactuca virosa is the source of this 3187-nucleotide messenger RNA. The record is from the annotation of a GenBank genome assembly. NCBI's taxonomy places the organism in Eukaryota, Viridiplantae, Streptophyta, Magnoliopsida, Asterales, Asteraceae.